AAUUUGUUUAUGAUAUGGUGCUAUACUUUCGAGACAACUUAUCAAUUUAAGAUGCCUACAACGCACAAUUCAGCAAGUACAUCUGAAAGAAAGAUUUAUUUGGCUUGGUUUCUGCUAUUCAACAUUCUAGUGCUCCUUGCACUGUCAGUGUCUCUGCCAGUAAUAGACGGCGGCCCAGCCUGUAAAGCUAUUGCCACUUGUGAUCCAUUUCUGCCCGUCUGUGCGACAUCAACAAAUGAGCACCAAUUUUUCUACAGCCACUGUGAAAUGUUGCGGGAUACCUGUCUUACUGGGAAGACUUGGAUAGCGGAUUUCUUCAGCCACUGCAAUAUCAGUAAGAUUUAGCCUGUUAAAAUAAGUUCGACAAUGGACAGCAGGUGGCUUAUAAAACUAGCG
Drosophila rhopaloa is the source of this 396-nucleotide messenger RNA. RefSeq lists its product as uncharacterized. The coding region runs from base 10 to 345 and encodes 111 amino acids. The transcript has 2 exons. Lineage: Eukaryota; Metazoa; Arthropoda; Insecta; Diptera; Drosophilidae. The record is from RefSeq and is a predicted model, not a curated record.